This is a messenger RNA of Trypanosoma cruzi, 739 nucleotides long. RefSeq lists its product as uncharacterized. Lineage: Eukaryota; Euglenozoa; Kinetoplastea; Trypanosomatida; Trypanosomatidae. The transcript has a single exon. Gene Ontology annotation, cellular component: intracellular membrane-bounded organelle. Gene Ontology annotation, biological process: magnesium ion homeostasis. The record is from RefSeq and is a predicted model, not a curated record. The annotation marks the transcript as partial.
AUGACGAAUUCUACAUUCUUCGGACUUCAUAUCGACGUUUCUGGGGAGGUACUUGGUGGCAUAAUCGUCGUGCUGACCAUUAUCGGAGGUCUCGCCUCGGGCCUUUUGCUUUGCUUGUUUUCACUCGAUAAGAAACGCCUAAAUGCCCUUAUUCAAGUUGGCAAUACCAAAGAUGCACGUAGGGCCCGUCGAGUGAUGAUGCUAUUACACAAAUCUAACUGGCUAUUGGUUACUCUUUUACUUGUUGAGGAUUUGGUGGUGGAAAUGAUGCCCUUGGUGUUUGACACGUUUUUAAAUUCAGUGGCAGCGAUAUUUGUCUCAGUUGGAAUCAUCUUGGUGUUUGCUGAGAUCAUACCACAGGCACUUUUUGUUCGCUUUGCAUUACAAAUUAGUGCUGCACUGACAUAUGGAGUACUGUUCGUUAUGUGUCUAACUUCACCUCUCACCUGGUCCAUCGGAAAGUUGCUUGAUUUUUUUGUUGGGGAUAAGGAAUCUUUUUUUUUGGGACGUUGUGAAUUACUUGAGCUCAUCCGCUUACAAGAAGAAAUGAGAAGUGAAAAACGAGUCAGAAACAUGUCUUCUUUGGCAGUAGAAGAUGCUUCGGCUUUGGAGGAUCAGGAUCAGGACUUUUCGCCGGUAGAGUCAAGUAUUAUGUUGGGUGCGUUGAGUAUGUCGGAAAAUACAGCUGGAGAUGUCUUGAAACGUGGUAUUGCUUCUGUUUAUAGUUUGCAGUGUGGCG